Messenger RNA from Ciona intestinalis (vase tunicate), 6543 nucleotides. The record is from RefSeq and is a predicted model, not a curated record. Lineage: Eukaryota; Metazoa; Chordata; Ascidiacea; Phlebobranchia; Cionidae.
UAAAUAUGUAUUUCGUUGCAUUACAGAGUAGAACUUUUGCAGGUUCAAAACCGCUGCUCCAACCUGCAUUAGAAACAUUUGAAGUUAUGAAUCUUUGAGACAAACGUGAAGAAAAUCAAACUUGAAAAUGUCUCGCCAAAUCUUUGUGAGACAGGGGGACCAUAUAUGGUUGCUGGACAAAGCGACACAAAAUGGGACGAAAGUUCCGUUGGGGGCUGUGGUUAAGAUGUCCGACUCCGGACAAGUUAAAGUAAUUGAUGAUGAAGGAACGGAACACUGGUUGAAGUCUCCUCUUACCAACAUCAAAGUGAUGCAUCCUACAUCAGUGGAGGGAGUAGAGGACAUGAUUCGACUCGGCGAUCUUAAUGAAGCAGGAAUUCUCAGGAAUCUUCUUAUUCGUUACAAUGAUGACCAAAUUUAUACGUUCACCGGGUCGAUUCUUGUUGCUGUGAAUCCUUACCAAGUCCUUCCGCUUUACGAUAUUGAUUCUAUACGAAAGUACACCCAGAAAAAGUUGGGAGAGUUACCUCCUCACAUCUUCGCAAUUGCUGAUAAUGCUUAUAACAAUAUGUUGAGGAAUGAACACGACCAAUGUGUGAUCGUGAGUGGGGAAUCCGGAGCUGGCAAGACUGAAUCAACAAAACUUGUCUUACAAUAUCUUGCUGCAAUAUCUGGACAGCAUUCAUGGAUUGAACAACAGAUCUUGGAAGCAAAUCCAAUUCUUGAAGCUUUUGGAAAUGCCAAGACGAUCAGAAAUGACAAUUCCAGUCGUUUUGGAAAGUUUAUUGACAUCAGAUUUAACCAGGAAGGAAUCAUACAAAGUGCUAAGAUUGAUCAGUACCUGCUGGAAAAAUCAAGAUUAGUCCACCAAACAACUGAUGAACGAAACUAUCAUGUGUUCUACUGUAUGUUGGCUGGUAUGCCUCCUGCUAAGAAACAAGAACUAGGGUUGGGAAAACCUUCAGAAUAUGUCAAUCUAACACAGCAAUUCAAAACAGGGGGUUCCUGCUUAGAAUGUGCUGGUAGAAAUGACAAGGAAGAAUAUGGAGAUAUUGUUCGUGGGAUGAAGGUUCUCUUGUUCAGUGAAACUGAAAUUUAUGAAAUUUUCCGUUUGCUUGCAGGAAUUUUGCAUACAGGAAAUUUUAAGUUUCGCGAAACAAUGACUGACAACCUUGAUUCAGUUGAACUGAUUCACAACUCUGGUGUUAAACGAACAGCACAACUGCUUGGGGUGAAUGAACAAUCACUCAUGAGAGCAUUGACCCAGCGUACAAUCAUCACACGUGAGGACACUGUGAUAUCACCCAUGAACCUUGAGCAAGCUAAUGACGUCAAGGACGCCUUUAUAAAGGGAAUGUACGGUCGCAUGUUCGUAUGGAUCGUAGACAAAAUAAACAGCGCAAUAUUUAAAGAUCCAAAAUCGAAAAGGAAACACUGGUACUCUAUGGGGCUGCUGGAUAUUUUCGGAUUCGAAAAUUUUGGCAACAAUAGUUUCGAGCAACUGUGCAUCAACUUUGCGAACGAGAAUCUUCAACAAUUCUUUGUUCGACACGUCUUCAAGCUUGAACAAGAGGAGUAUAACAAGGAAGCGAUUGAGUGGAAGCAUAUUACUUUCAAGGAUAACCAGGAUGUUCUUGAUAUGAUUGCUGUUAAACCAAUGAACAUACUUGCUCUGAUCAAUGAAGAAUCCAUGUUUCCAAGAGGUAGCGAUGGUUCAAUGCUAAACAAACUUAUCAAACAACAUGGGAAGAAUAUUCUGUUCAAGAAUCCCAAGAACCAAUUUGAUGAAACUUUUGGAAUUGAACAUUUUGCCGGCCCUGUUAGAUACUGCUGUGUUGGUUUCUUAGAGAGAAAUCGCGACACUUUCCAUAGAGAUCUUACAACUCUUAUAGAAGGCACAAAAAACAAAUUUCUCAAACUUUUGUUUCACCAAGACUUAAAAAAUUUUGGUUCGAAAUCUUCAUCUACUCGUCGUCGAAACAACACGUUGUGCGAACAAUUCAAGAAGUCACUUGAUGCACUGAUGCGCACGCUGUCGUCAUGCCAACCUUUCUUUGUUCGUUGCAUCAAGCCUAAUGAAACCAAAGCUGCACAUGAUUUUGACAGGGAGCUUGUUGCUAGGCAACUGAGGUACUCAGGGAUGAUGGAAACAAUCCGCAUCAGAAGAGCAGGAUACCCGAUCCGAUACAGCUUCUCUGAGUUCAUUGACAGAUACCGUAUGAUUGUAAGAGGCUUAAAACCAUCAAAACUGGAGAACAACCAUAUAGCUGCAUGUAAAAAGAUCAUUAUAGGAGCACUUGGUGAGACAUCUGACUGCCAGGUUGGAAAAACUAAAGUCUUCCUCAAAGAUGCUCACGAUGCAAGGCUGGAAAUUGAACGCGAUUCUGCUAUUUCAAGAUGGGUGAUAGUUAUACAGAGAGCUGUAAGAGGUUGGUAUUGUCGUCAUCGUUAUGUACUGAUGAGGAAAAGUGCGAUUCAAAUACAAUCUGCAUGGAGGAAAUACACAGUGCAAAGGCAAUACUUUACUAUCAAGAACGGAUACUCUCGUCUCCAAGCUCUCUGGAGGGCAAGGAGGCUGGCAUUCCGAUACAACUUCGCGAGGAAGAGGAUCAUCCGCUUCCAAGUCCAGUGUCGUGGAUUCCUUGCGAGGAAAAACUUCCGGCAUAAAUUGUGGGCAAUUAUUAAGUUACAAUCCUGCAUUCGAGGAUACAUUGCCAGGCAGGAAUACAGGAAACUUAAGAAUCUUAGGAAGGUUAAGAAGCUGCCUAAGGGUCAACAGAAGGCUGCCUUGGCAAGAUUGGAGCAAGAACAAGUUCAAGCACAAGAAGAUAUUAAACGAAAGAAUGAACUUGUUAAUGAUGCUGAAAAGCGUCGCAAAAUCUCGAUGGCGAUUGAUCACACAGAGAUGGUGGAUAAGAUCUUCGGAUACUUGGACAUGGAAGAGGAGAAUGCGGAUGUUGCCGACACUUCCAUUCCUUACAUGGAGGAAAAGGAAGAUAUCUCAGAGUUUAAAUUCGCAAAAUUUGCUGCAACUUAUUUCCAGUCAAAUGCUACAAAUGCUCACACUAAGAGACAACUAAAGACACCUCUGCUCCACCAUGAUAUUGAAGGUGAUCGUAUUGCUUCAUUAGCUGUGUGGAUAACUAUACUCAGGUUCAUGGGUGAUUUACCUGAGCCACAGAAGAAAGAAAAUGGUCCAAAGGGUAAGGAUAAUGUGCCAGUCAUGGUGAAGAUACAUGACACACUUGGAAGGUCUUAUGCUAAGAAUGCAAAGCAGAUAGAGGAUAUGCAUAGUACUGCAUCUCGGAGAAGAAAAUCUUCGUCUAAACAGAAGUUGAUAUCCAUGACAUUGAAGAAGAAAUCCAAGUUAACAGGAGAAGUGGCAAACAGACUGAAGAGUGGAGAUGAUAUAGCAGAUGAUGGUGAAAAUGUGAUGGUGAUUGACAGGCCAACCACUAACUUGGAGAAACUUCAUUUCAUUAUUGGGAAUGGGAUUUUAAGACCAAAUAUCAGAAAUGAGAUCUACUGUCAGAUAUGCAAGCAACUGACAAACAACGUCUUUAAGAGCUCACAUAGCAGGGGUUGGAUCCUUCUAUCACUUUGUGUGGGAUGCUUUGCACCCAACGAAGAUUUCGUGAAGUAUCUUCAGAAUUUUAUCAGAGACGGCCCGUCAAACUAUGCCCCAUAUUGUGAGAAACGUUUGUUAAGAACUUUUGCGAACGGAGCAAGAAGUCAACCUCCUAGCUGGCUCGAACUACAGGCGACAAAAUCUCGCAAAAUGAUCAUGCUACCCAUUACCUUUAUGGACGGGGCAACAAGCACUUUUCUUGCUGACUCAGCAACAACAGCGAAGGAAUUAUGCGAUGUUUUGGCGAAGAAAAUUAACUUGGCUGAUCAGUUUGGAUUCUCACUAUACAUUGCUCUAUUUGAUAAGGUGUCUUCCUUGGGCAGCAGUGGUGACCAUGUAAUGGAUGCAAUAUCACAAUGUGAACAAUAUGCUAAGGAACAAGGUGCACAAGAGAAACACGCUCAGUGGAGGUUGUUUUACAGGAAAGAGAUUUUCACACCAUGGCAUGACCCAACUAUAGAUAAGGUUAGCACCACCCUCAUCUACCAACAAAUAGCACGUGGGGUAAAGUUCCACGAGUACAGAUGUGACACAGACCUUGAAUUGGCUCAACUUGCUUCUAAACAAUAUUACGUUGAGCACGGUGCCGCAAUACAGGCAACCAGUCUCGCUCCAUUGAUUUCAAGUUACUUGCCGGAUCGCAUUGUGACAUCACAGAAGACACUUUCAUAUUGGUCAAAUAUGAUAAUGAAACAACACAAAGAGGCAAUAUACACUCGUGAGCGUUGGGAACCACAUCGUGUUCGUGAGGACGUUGUGAAACUGGCAAGGUUUUCAUGGCCCAUGAUGUUUUCACGGUUUUAUGAAGCAUACAGAAUAUCAGGAUUAUCUCUUCCAACAGAUGAAGUUGUUAUUGCUCUUAACUGGACUGGUGUCUUUUUCUUGGACGACCAGGAACAAAUUCUUCUCGAACUACCAUUUGUUGAAGUGACUGGAGUGGUUGCCAAUAAAAGCUCUGAAAAGAUGAAAGCUGCCACCAUCACACUAAGUACUGUGCGUGGUGAUGAACUCGUGAUGACAUCAUCAAGCUCUGAUGACAUAUGCAGUAUCGUCAACCUGUUUAUUGAUGGAUUGAAAGAAAGAUCAAGAUAUGCCGUGACUUUGAAUGUUAACCCUAAAGCUGGUGAUGAAAGUACGAUACUUAAUUUCAAGAAAGGUGACCUGAUAGUGUUGACUCAACCAGCAGGGUCAGAGUUUAACGCUUCAACAUGGAGGACAGGGGUGAAUGAUCGAACUGGGGCUUCAGGGGAUUUUCCCACCGAUAGUGUGUAUGUGUUACCCACACUUGUAAAGCCUAUGGAGGAUUUGGUGAAUAUGUUCACUAUGAGUCCUGGUGAGCUUGCAAAACAUGGGAAAAGGUUCAGCAAAGUUGGAGAUGCUGAUUUUGACCUGGACGAAAAACCUUACACACUUGAAGAGUAUGCUGCAGAUUUUUUCAGAGCACCCAUCCCACAAACAAUAAACAGAGCACCCCCAAGCAGGAGAGGUAAAGACAAGUUAUAUGCCAUGAGUAGAGAACCAAUACGACAACCUCUGCUUAAGAAGUUGGAACAUAAUCAUGAAAUGACCCAAGAGGCGGUUGCCAUCUUUCUGGCUCUCAUGAAGUACAUGGGUGAUUACCCUUCUAAGAGACCACGCCAUGGCAACGAACAAACCGACCAGAUAUUUGAACCCCCACUAAAGCAUGAGCAACUAAGAGAUGAGGUUUAUUGCCAAAUCAUGAAACAACUGACCAAUAAUAAGCAGAGUUAUAGUGAAGAAAGAGGUUGGGAGUUGAUGUGGUUGGCCACUGGUGUGUUCGCACCAAGCAACCAACUAAUGCCACAUCUACAAAAGUUCCUUGGCACAAGGAGAGCCAAUCCAAUGGCCAAUGAUUGCUACCAUAGAUACAAACGUCCAGUCACCCAUGGUCAAAGAAAAUAUCCUCCACAUCUAGUAGAGGUUGAAGCUAUUCAACAUAAGACGACUCAAAUCUUCCAUAAAGUUUAUUUUCCUGAUGAUACAGAUGAGGCAUUUGAAGUUGAAUCUUGCACCAGAGCCAAAGAUUUCUGCCAAAACAUCGCAAACCGACUCCGUUUGAAAUCUGCUGAUGGUUUCAGUUUAUUUGUAAAGAUAGCUGACAAAGUGAUCAGUGUUCCUGAGAGUGAUUUCUUCUUUGAUUUUGUUCGUCAUCUUACUGAUUGGUUGAAAAAAGCACGCCCAACUAAAGAUGGUUCAAAUCCCACCCUCAGCUACCAAGUGUUCUUCAUGAAGAAAUUAUGGGCAACCACCAAGCCUGGCAAAGAUCCAAAUGCUGACAAUAUAUUUCAUUAUUAUCAGGAGAGACCAAAAUACUUACGUGGCUAUCAGAAGUGCUCUAAAGAAGACGCUUUUGAAUUGGCUGCUCUCAUAUACAGAGUUCAGUUCGGAGAUGAUAAAAGUCAAUUCCCCAACAUUCCAAGGAUGUUGAAGGACCUUGCUCCUAUUUAUCUUCUUCGUCAAGCUUCCCCAGAUGACUGGAAGAGGAACAUCAUCCACCAUUACAAUAAGAGCACAGUGCGAACAAAGGAAGAUGCAAAACUUGCUUUCCUUAACAUCAUAUUUAAGUGGAAGACAUUUGGUUCAGCUUUCUUUGAAGUUAGACAAACAACCGAGCCCAGCUAUCCUGAGAACCUGAUCAUUGCUAUUAACAAGCAUGGAGUAAGCCUCAUUGACCCCAAGACCAAAGCGAUUCUUGUAACGUACCACUUUGCCAACAUAAGUAACUGGAGCAGCGGUAACAGUUAUUUCCACAUGUCAAUUGGGAGUCUGGUGAAGGGAAAUAAACUUCUUUGUGAAACCACAUUGGGCUACAAGAUGGAUGAUUUACUGACUUCAUAUAUCAGUCUUAUGCUUAACUUUGUGACAAGAAACAACAAGAGAAAGUUAUGACCAAC